UUCUCGUUCAGUCUCAAUAGCGAAGGUCGUUUGAAUAGAAUGACUUCUGUCUGCUUUCAAAAUUAUAAUUAAGUAGUUCCUUUGUCUUUGAGUAGUUCGCACGACAAUUACUUCCAGUUGGUUCCAUCGCGCUGUACUAGUUACUAAGCCAGUGGAUGCUGGAGAAUCUUCCACGAGUGCCAGGUACAUCCCCGAUAUCGGAUGCGAGCAGCAACACGAAAAGAGCAUUCACAAUGGUCCUCCAUUUUGGAACUUGACUUAUGAGAUACAGAUUCAAAAUGACGUGGACGUUCGUAUUCGUUAGUCGUGCAUGCUCAUGAAAUGGCCUAGGCGGGACCUGCCGACGGACUAGUUGGAUGUGCUGACGUGCCAUUCGUUGUUCUCUGUGGUCGCUUCUGCGCUGCUAGGACGUUGCGCCUCGCUAUAAUCAUCGCGGUUUCUGAAAAAUGUUAAGAGGAGAUGGCGGACACGUACCUAGUGCUGAAAGGUUUGUGAGCGCAUGCUUCUAUUGAUGCAGUCAUGACGAGUUGCGGGCACGCUAAGAAUACCACGACAUUUAUGCCGAGUGCAUUACGCUGCGCCUUCGUGUAAGUAUAUAUAUAUAAUGGUAGUGCCAAGGUCGCCGGAAGGGAGAUGACGAUUCCAGGCGUUGCAGAUGAGUUAAAUCCAGCAUGAUUUUGCGUUGAUGCAACGUGCUGCUCAACCGCAGAGUAAGCGAAAAGAUAUCAACAAGUUUGACAACGAGGGAUAUGCGGCUGCGUUGAAAAAAUUAGCCCAGGUUUCGAGUAAGACGGGUCCACGCUGCUCAAGGAAGAAACAAAUAUAUCUACAUCAAGACGCUGGUGCCGCCACUAGCAUCCCCAGAAAAACACACAAUGCCGGCUGAUACUGGAGGUGGUGCGCAGGACACCAACACUACCGGCUCCGAAAGGCCACAGUCUAGAGAAAGGCUUCCCCGAGAAAAGGCGGUGUUAAAUCCGAAGGAAAUCAUCAUUAACACGAAGCUUCAGAAGGCGAGACAAAAUGCUAUGUCUCAGAAAAUUCUCCAUAUGGGAUACUGUAGUAUCGGAGCUGAGACGAUUGGAACUGUCAUACGCCACAUGCGCCUCUACAACGUGCAAGAGGUGGACUUGCGUUGCAACAUGAUAGGCCCCGAUGGUAAAACAUCUUUCAAAUCCCCGCAUGACUUUGAUUGUUACGGACAUCAAAAUGAAAUACUUCCUUGCUUCAUCUAGUGCCUAAAUACUAUGCAUUUUCUACUUUCGAGGAUACUCAAAUCUUUUUCAGGUUUCACUUAAUGGUAUAAGAAAGCACCGCUACUACUACUUAAAGAUCGCCCGUCUUCUGUGUCCUUCGUCACAUCAUAGAAUUCUAUCCCACACGGUCAGCGCUGGUUAUCUUGUCGCAUGCCCUGCACCACGAUCGCGUCGGACUCAAGAAAAUAUCGUUGAAGCUAAACACGGUAGGGCAGGAACACAACGUGCACAGUACGCGCGGCGUCGAGGCAUUGGCGGAUGCAAUGAGCGACAACACGAAAGUGCAGUAUUUGGACUUGCGGUUUAAUCGACUACAUGACACCCACAUGCCGGCCUUCAAACGCAUCUUGAUUAUGGCAAAAAGAAGUGUCCUUGCUCCUCCCCAUGCACUUCGUUCUAAAUCAUCUAUGUGGGGUGGGUCGUGGAGGUGGUAAUCCAUCUAGUUUUCGCGUUGCAACGUGCCUGCAGGACGAUCAUUUUUGAGCUGUUCAUAAAGAAACCACUAGAGAAGCUGUGGGUAGUUUGUCGCCUCAUCUAACUUGACCAGCAAUCGGCAUAUCUUGACGCUUCUUCUCUCGUUUAACAACGAAAUAUCAGAUAAGGGCGGGCGGGUGCUGCUCGACGCAAUGCGGACUAAUUUCACCAUACAGAACCUGGAGACCCACUACUGUCGCAUGACCGAAGACAUGGUCGCAAAAAUAGACGCGAAAGUACCGCCUGAUGCAUGCUCAUACCACUCAUGGAGUCCUUUUCCAGAUAUCUGCUAGAAAUCGUUGAAGAAAUGAAAAAUAUAGCUGGGCGUUUUGUGCACUCAUUACUAGUGUAACUUAGUCAGAGUUGAAAUUGAAUAAUUGACAACAUCACCACUUGCAGUUUUAGUUUUAGUCGAAGACUAACCAAGUAUUUUCUCCAAACAGAAAGGCGCCAUCUUCAUCAUUCAGGUCCAGCGCAAUCGGGAUUCGAUAGUGACGGUGGAUGCGCACACUGGGGAAAUGAUAGUGAAAAGCAAAGACGUAGCGUCGGCAGCGAGCAGAGCACAGAUGAUAGAGGAUCCCUGCGUGAAAAAAGUUCGUAUGCUUGGGUUUCCGCUCCAGCAUAUUUGUGUGUACCUUGAACAACUCCAGCUGCGCGCAAUGCAAUCCAAGAUAGCGAAAUUAGAAGCUGAAGAUCGAGAAAAAGUCCUCAAUUACGCUGGCAUGGAGAGAGAAGCAGGGUGUGACUGUUUUGUUCUGAAACCUGUAGUUUUUAAUCUAAAUCGAAAUGUAGUAGAGUUCAUUUGUUCUUUGCCUUUUCGUUUUUUUAUCCCCAUGCGUGUCGUUAGUGCGCUCUAGUCUACAAAUGAACCAAAGUUUUUCACCUCAAGGUUCACGCUAAUGAGCAUGCUCAGGUGCUUUUAAACUUGAUGUGUACACUCAGCAAGUACGAGGGCGAGGAAACUAAGUAACCGCAUGACUGCUUUUAUCAUCAUAAAACAGCAAGCAAAAGACCCAUCGAAAACAAAUUCAGAUUCCUUAAGGAGAUCUUGCAGUUGGAAGAGCUUCUAGUGCAAUUCACUGUCGACAAGCAGGAGACCGAGGGGGAGCUGUUGGAAUACCUCGACGCGACUGCCAAACUUGAAGCCGAAAUCGCAGAGAUAGAACGAAAACGAAAAUUCUUCGAGAUGAAGAUGACCGAUAAAAUGAAGAGUCAGGAAACCGUCAUUACAAGUGCCAGAACUUUUGCUGCUGGACUGCAAGAGAAAAACUACAUGUCGCAAGUGGAGCUGGAGAACGAGAAAAAGGAGAACGCGCGUUUACGCCUCUACCUGGCGCGCUGCAAAAAAGACAUCGAAGAUCAGUUCCCAGACGCGACUUAGAUGUUAAGUUGUUUCUCCACAUUCAUGUGUGAGGUCUGUGUGAGCGAGAAUCAAGUAGGUCCGCCCUCUUGCCGGACGAGGGGAAGGGCAACCACAAGUGUCUUCGUGUUCUUUAAGCUACAGUGUUGC
Messenger RNA from Amoebophrya sp. A25, 3240 nucleotides. NCBI's taxonomy places the organism in Eukaryota, Dinophyceae, Syndiniales, Amoebophryaceae. The record is from the annotation of a GenBank genome assembly.